Ogataea philodendri is the source of this 441-nucleotide messenger RNA. RefSeq lists its product as uncharacterized. NCBI's taxonomy places the organism in Eukaryota, Fungi, Ascomycota, Pichiomycetes, Pichiales, Pichiaceae. The transcript has a single exon. Bases 1 to 441 code for a protein of 146 amino acids. The record is from RefSeq and is a predicted model, not a curated record.
AUGACCUUGAGGUAUGGUCCCGAGGAGAGAUUUUCCUUGUUGGCCUCGAAGUCACGUGACAGAGACGUUGGUAGCCUCAUUGGCUUUGGACAGAAGUUAUCUGUUGAGUAUGAAGAAGCCAGGGUGGCGUUCGAGGAGGCAAGCGAAGGGAUUGAUGAGGAGGUUGUAAGCGAAUGGACGGAAGCGGUAGUUGGAAGCGAUUGGAAAGAGAACGGUUUCUGCAAUUGUUGUUGCUGGGCGUUGUAUUUGGCAUUGAGCUUUGUGGAGCCUGUGGUUCUUCUGAUACCUGCGGUCUUUGGUCUCAAGGACGAAGGAGAUGGCAGGUAUGGCAAUGAAGGAGGUUUCGUCCACGACGCGUACAAAGGUUGGGUUGGCGAUCCCAGCGGAGGGGUGAUUGUCUUGACUGUUUCUCUGUGCUUUGCUAUUCUUGCUUCUGAUUGA